Messenger RNA from Cutaneotrichosporon oleaginosum, 1295 nucleotides. RefSeq lists its product as uncharacterized. Gene Ontology annotation, cellular component: NuA4 histone acetyltransferase complex. Lineage: Eukaryota; Fungi; Basidiomycota; Tremellomycetes; Trichosporonales; Trichosporonaceae. Gene Ontology annotation, biological process: regulation of transcription by RNA polymerase II; chromatin remodeling. The record is from RefSeq and is a predicted model, not a curated record. Gene Ontology annotation, molecular function: histone binding.
UGACAAUACUCUCCAACUCCUCCAUCGUCUCCAGCUCGACGUUUCUCCACGUCCCUCAUUUCUCCCAACAUGUCGGGAAACGAGCGUGUACGAGGUAUCCAGGUGCACCGGCCGAUCAUUUAUGGGUCGCAGGCGAGGCUGUUGACCGACGAGGAGCGCGCGUUGGCACCCCCUGGACACACACAUCGCUGGACCGUCUUCCUUACUUCCGCGGCGACCCCUGUUCCGACCAAGACGGGCCAGUCGUCCACCGAUGUCGCGCCAGUGGAGAUGGACAAGGACUACCUUCCGGGCGGCGCAGACGACAUGACGUAUAUGAUCAAGCGUGUCGUUUUUCGCCUUCAUGAAACAUAUCCAAAUCCCAAUAGGAUGUGCGAGAAGCCGCCGUACAAGGUUACUGAGACUGGGUGGGGCGAGUUCACCGUCAACAUCAAGGUGACAUUCGUGCCAGAGGCGUCGGAGAAGGCGCUCUCACUGCAACACCCGAUCAAAUUGCAUCACUGGGGAGAGCCCAUCGAGCCGCAAGCGCCACAAGCCGAGGCGACGUCCUUGCAGACGCCGAAAGAAGGUGCCAGCACAAAGGCUGAGGUCCAGUCGCCCAAGCCUGAAGCCGAGGCAGACGACUCUCUCGCCCCGACUGAGGCAUCAGUGACUGAAGAUGCCACCCCAGCUGAGGCAACAACCGGCGUUGCGACCCCCGCCGAGCCAGUUAUCAUCAACCCAUACGCUACGUCUGUGGGCAACUACCCUGUCCACGCUUGGCAGUACGAUGAGAUUGUCUUCUCGGAUCCGCCGGCCAACUUCCUCGCACUGUUGGAGCAGCACACGCCAACACCGCUACCAUCCCGACCCCGUCGCCCGCGCGAUCAGCGUGAGGAGCAUGAGCUCAAAACCGGCAAGAAGCGUGUCAAGCCCUCUGCAGCGCGGACGGGAAACACGUCGCGCGCAGGAACUGAAGCCCCCGACGGCGUGACAACUCGCGCGGGAACGCCGGCGUCUGUCGCUACUCCCACUCCAGGACAGCCGCCGGUCAUAGGCGUGGCGGGAGAGCUGGGCAGUGCAGAUGUGCCCCUUGAGUUCUCGACUGACAUGGAGAAGGCGGAGCUCAACCGUCUCACCGAGACGCGUGUGAAGAUCGUGCGCGAGAUGGACAGAUGGCGAGAAAAGUUGAUCGCCCAAGAGAAGGAGCUCGCCAAACUCAAAGAGGAGUUGAAGAGCUCCAGAGGGAUACUAUAGGCGCACAAAGAUGUGAGGAGGCAGAUCGCUGUUGUACCAAUGCAUAGAGUAGAAGUAAG